AAAAUUUCAUAACAAAUCUCAACACAUCCCAAAUCGCGCGGAACUUGUUUAAAGCCCGGAAAAGGGCAAAACGACACCGUUCCGAAGCACCUGAGUCCUGAGCUACAGUGCUCACUGUGUAUAUAUACGUAUACAUAGACAGAGACAGUUAAAAGAAGAUAGUUACAGGCUUGGAGCUCUCAAAAAUCUUCAUCUUCUUCUUCAAACUUUGAGAUCUGAAGCCCAAUGGUGGCUGUGGCUCUCAAUCUCUGAGCGAAGAUUCGAGAGAAAUCGGAAUCAGAAUCAAAUGGCGGUGGUGGUUGAGACCUCCGUUUGGGAACCGAGUCCGGCGCUCUACGUCUUCAUCUUCUUCGCCUGCCUCUUCUCGAUUCUCUUCUUCCCCUACGCCUCCGGCACCGCCAACACCAGCGCCGCCUCCGUGGCGAAAGCUCCGUCGCUUUUCGACCACGGCGGCUCCCCCACCGCCUCGUCGUUCCGGUUCCAGCGGAACUUCCUGCUGCUCUAUUCUCUCGCCUCAGUUAUGGAAGGACUGUGGUCGGUGUUCGGUGAGUUUGAGCUGGCGUACUACGGAUUAAGCAAAGAGAAAAUGGUGCUUUAUCUCUGUGUAGGAUUCGCAGCUUCGAUUUCUAUUGGUUCUUUGUUAGGUGUGGUUUGUGAUUUAAUAGGUCCGAAGAAAGUUUGUUUCUUCUUUUGCUUGCUACACCUCCUUGUUGGCUUGUUGAAGAGAAUCAUCCCUCAUCCGAGUGUUUGGAUGGCUAGUAUUUGUUUGUCUAUCACAAGUUCUGUUUUUUCAUUCGGUUUCGAGACUUGGAUGGUAGUUCAACAUGACGAGCAAGGGCACAGGCAGGAUAUGCUGAGUGAGACAUUUUGGUUGAUGAGUUUCUUUGAGUCAGCAUGUCUUAUUGGAAGCCAGGUUUUUUCAAAUUGGCUCAUAGGUAAUAAUGCGGAGAGAAGUAUGGCGGCUCAUUCCACUGCAGCUAUCUUCUUGGCAGCAAUAAGCUUAGUCUGUCUCACCAAGGGAUGUAAAGAAAUCCCACACAAAGUAGCUCUAAAGGAGUAUAGGGCAUCUUUUCGUGCAUACAUUGUUGGCGAUAAAAGAAUAUGGCUUUUGGCAUGGGCACAAGCUUGCCUUCACUUCUCUGUAGCAGUAUUCUGGAUACUAUGGGCCCCAACAAUAGUGGCUGACGGACGAGAGGUGCACCUAGGGUUGAUAUAUCCCUGUUUUCUGGGAUCAAGAAUGCUAGGAAGCACAGUAUUCCCAUGGCUCAUUAGUGGACUUUCAUCCCUUAGAACUGAGGAUUGCCUAGUAUAUGCAUUCAUUGUUCUGGGGCUAGUAAUGUCCAUAACAGCUUAUGACUAUCAGGAAGUUGGGAUGCUAGUUACACUAUUUUGCAUAUUUCAUGCCGGCCUUGGCGUGGUACUGCCUUCACUUGCCAGAUUGAGAACCAUGUAUGUGCCUAAUGCACUGCGUGGAGGGAUGAUAAGCCUUUCUCAAGCCCCCGCAAAUGCAGCAAUUCUGCUUUUUCUGGUGCAAGGAAAAUACCACAAUAACAUUGGAAACUCAACGAUCAUAGCAUUUUCUGCCCUGGGGUUAUUCACAGCAGCCGGCUGCAUGCAUGUCUUGAAGCGAUGGGGGAAGCAACCAUAUCAGAACUGGCACAAAUUGUGAGCUGCUACUAAUCAUCAGCAUAUUGGCCGAGUUAGACAUCAUCAAACAAUUUUUGACUAACAGAAGAAGAAAUUAUGUGCCAAACAGUUAACUGAGGUAUGCCAGUAUGGGAAGACAAACAAAAAACCUGUACAGUCUGAAGAAUUGUGAUUCAUGUGGUCCUAUAUAUUCUGUAGGAAUAGCUGAAGUCUUGUCCAAGACGGAAGUCAGCUGUUGAUUCUUUGCCAGUGUGUCCAAUUCAAGUUUCCUGACCCAUCUCAGCCUUGUUUCUGUGCACAUCUGCAGGGUUAGCCGGGAUAAGAGAAGGGACGUACAUGCUUUACUACCAGCUGUGUAGACUACUAGUUCCAGUUUAGGGAUUUAGAGCAUUAGCAGUAGGCGACCCUCUGUCAUCCCCAUUUUGAUGAUUUUUUUGUAUUUUUUUGUUAUUCUUUUUAAUUUGGGUUGUAAUUCUUCCACUUACAGUGGCAUAAUGACAAGUAUAGUUUGUCAGAACCUUGUACUAAAGAGAAUGGUAAUAGAAUGGUAGAGUCCAACCAUCAGGCUCAGCCAAAUAUAUACAUAUGCAGUAUUUCAAU
Molecule: messenger RNA, 2247 nt
Organism: Fragaria vesca subsp. vesca
Lineage: Eukaryota; Viridiplantae; Streptophyta; Magnoliopsida; Rosales; Rosaceae
Product: major facilitator superfamily domain-containing protein 5-like
Exons: 9
Coding region: 287-1669 (460 amino acids)
Biological process (GO): molybdate ion transport
Cellular component (GO): membrane
Molecular function (GO): molybdate ion transmembrane transporter activity
Source: RefSeq, a predicted model, not a curated record